Paramormyrops kingsleyae is the source of this 2075-nucleotide messenger RNA. Its product is annotated as CD82 antigen-like. The record is from RefSeq and is a predicted model, not a curated record. NCBI's taxonomy places the organism in Eukaryota, Metazoa, Chordata, Actinopteri, Osteoglossiformes, Mormyridae. Gene Ontology annotation, cellular component: plasma membrane.
AGGUUCAGCUGGCUUUUGCAGAGGCGUCUCAUUGCUGUCAAAACGCUCCAGCUGUGCUGAACUGAUUGGAACUAAUUCAGUUUCAAACCUAAGAAACGUGAGAUUUUGCAAACACGACAAUGGGGAAAGGCUGCAUCACCACGACCAAAUACUUCCUGUUUCUCUUCAACCUCUUCUUCUUUAUUUUUGGAGCCAUCCUUUUUGGUUUUGGACUUUGGAUUCUUCUGGAUAAUCAGAGCUUCAUUACUGUUCUGCAGGAGUCCUCCAGCUCCCUGAAGGUGGGCUCCUACAUCCUGGUUGGCGUUGGCUCGCUCUCUAUUCUCAUGGGCAUCCUUGGCUGCUUUGGGGCUAUCUAUGAGAUCCGCUGUGUCCUGGGGCUGUACUUCACAUGCCUCCUGCUGAUCCUCAUCGCCCAGAUGACAGCUGCUGUGCUGAUGUACUUCCAGAGGGACCUGUUGAAGAAUGAGAUGUCCAUCAUUGUGAAUAAGAUCAUGGUGGAAUAUGCUGGAGGCAACAAGACCACGGAACAAGCCUGGGAUUACCUCCAGAAGACAAUUCACUGCUGUGGCUGGACCGGACCGGGCAACUGGACUGAGAACAUGCUCAUCAGGAACAGCUCCCGGGUGCUGUACCCCUGUUCCUGCCGAAAUAUGUCCCUGCCCGGCGUGGGCCUGGAGGAGAAAGGCCUGUGCGAGUCGCUGUCCUCGGAAUGGCCCGUCUACCAGAUGGGUUGUGUCUCCAGUGUGGAAAGCUGGCUCUUCAACAACUACGGAGUCAUAAUUGGAGUCUGUGCUGGAGUAGCAGCCAUUGAGUUCCUGGGAAUGCUGCUGACCAUUUGCUUGUGCCAGAGCAUCCAGCAAGUUGACUACACCAAAGUCCCGGCGUACUGAAGACCCCCCCUCCCCCACAGCGCUGACACCCACCGGUCUCUGUGCUUCGUAUUCUCUCCACAAUAUCUCUGCGUCACUGUCCUAACACACACACACACACACACACAUUCUACUGCCAUGAUUCUGAUGCUGAAGAGAUAUGUAACCUCAUUACUGUAGCUCAGAUGAUGCUAAGUCUUUCAUUUCAGUUUCAGGUACUGAGGGGUGGGGGCUGUAUUUGUAGGAAGGUCUUUGUGGAACAGUUUUAAACCCAGGAGUCCUGCACCUCAGUCCUCAGGCUGAAUGACCAUCAACCAGACAAGAGAAGAUAAAGCAUAUCCUUAGCUAGGACCAACAAUGCAUAUUUCAGUGUGAUGUUAUGAUUUUGUCAAGGUAGUGUUUUGGUGAUAUAUUUUGUUGAAUUUCGAAACCAAGACAUAAUACUACUAAAAAUAUUCAAAAUGUUUUGAUUUAUAUUAAUGUCAAAGUAGCGUUUUAUUACAAUGAUGUUUUAGUUGACAAUGGAAGUGCUUUAUAUUGUAGCUGUUAGUCCAGUCCUGAGAGAACUUUAGUACAUUUUUCAAAGCUGUUGAUCAGUGACGUGGAGACCAGAAAAAAGCCGGGGGGGGGUCAGUGGGGGGUCAAGGCCAAAUCCAAAUUUCUGUUUGAUUUGUUGUGUUUCAUUCAGUGGCCCACAUGACUGCUGCACCCCAUGGGCUGGGAACAUUGUUAUUUGGCAUUAUAUGGGCUCCUCUCAGGUUCUGCAGAGCCCACAUGCAGUGCAGUGCCAUUCGCUGUCACCAGUGCAGGCUGCAGUGUUGCCAUGCCAAUGGUGUAAACUCCCCCUCUUCCCUUCGCAUUUGAGUUUGGCUUGGCUGGUCUUUAAAAGAAUUAGCUUAUUAAAAAAUUCUGCGUAGUUUUAGUAGUGUUGUUUUGGUGGGUGCAUGUUUUUCUAUUGUAAAACUCUUAUUCAUGAACUCGUCUUAAAAAAACCAGUUAUUUACUGAAUGCCACUGAUUUAAACACGUUUCUCCUUUUCUGGUACAUGACAGUGUAUUGGUUUUUCUGAAGGUUUUCUGGUGCCAGUAAUUCCAUACCAGUUGGACUAUUUAAUAUGGGUUUUAUAAUUAAUGUUAAAUUAGUUACUCGAAAAUGGUAUGGUCAGUGUAAACAGCAGUUUUAUAUAAUAAAAAGCUUUUGAUUUAA